AUGAUUGAGGGCUGUAUUGUUUCAGAUGUGCAGCAGACAAUAGUAAUAACAGGAUACACAGGUGGUUCAGUUGUGCUGCCCUGCUUCUGUGCUGACCCUCAGUCUACAGUCACAGCAUUCACCUGGGAGUUUGAGCAGGGAAUUCAAUGGAUCCAAGUAUUUCAAGAUGAGAAAUACAGCGGCAGACGUGUGCUGUUUAAUGAACAUUCUCCAACAAAUCUGUAUCUUCUCAUUUCUGACCUCAGAAUGAAUGACCAGGGCUACUAUAGCUGUAUAACCGAAUCAAAUAGCCAGAAAAUAAUUUGUAUAAUGUUUUCAGGGUGUGAUUUGGUUGAGAACAGAAAGACAUUUGCAGUGACUGGAUAUUCAGGAGAGGCUGUGGUUCUGCCCUGUUCCUGCACUGAACUACUGGCUAAACCUGAACAGAUACAAUGGAUUUAUUUGAUAAAGAAUAAUUUUAGAGACAUUUACCCAAAAGAACAGAUUGAGAAUAACAAGAACAUAGUCAAACUGUUAAAUCCAAACACUCCAGGAAAUCUUUCUCUACACAUAUCAGCACUGGCCACAGAGGACCGUGGGCACUAUCAGUGUGUCUCGUCUCAGCAGACUUACUGUACUUCAUGUUGA
Molecule: messenger RNA, 627 nt
Organism: Sinocyclocheilus anshuiensis
Lineage: Eukaryota; Metazoa; Chordata; Actinopteri; Cypriniformes; Cyprinidae
Exons: 3
Coding region: 1-627 (208 amino acids)
Biological process (GO): negative regulation of T cell proliferation; cellular response to lipopolysaccharide; cell surface receptor signaling pathway
Cellular component (GO): external side of plasma membrane
Source: RefSeq, a predicted model, not a curated record